UACUAUUAUAUUACCCGCAGCAGAUUUUUUUUUUGUUCAUUUAGCUAAAACAUUUUUGUCCUAACAUAUAUAAAUCAACAUGAUCCACAGGGGGCUUUGGCUACACAAUUUGGUUCAAUCUUAUAGAGUUGGUUCUUCUUCAUCUUCCUCCACUUUAUUCAAGCUCGUAUAUCGUUAUAAUAGCUCAACGUCUCUUGCAAAAUCUUCAUUAAAACAAUCAUGUGAAUUAUCUUGUAAGAGUAAUACUGAGCCAAGCAAUAUGGAUUGGGAUAAGCUAGGAUUUAAGCUAAUGCCAACUGACUACGUGUAUUCGAUGAAAUGCUCCAACGAAGGAAAUUUUGAACAAGGACGAUUAGAAUUACAUGGCAACAUUGAGUUGAGUCCUGCUGCAGCUGUUUUAAAUUAUGGACAGGGAAUAUUUGAAGGGACAAAAGCAUAUAGGAAAGAAGAUGGAAGCUUGCUUCUUUUCCGUCCAGACCAAAAUGGAGUUCGAAUGAGGAUUGGUGCCGAAAGGAUGUGCAUGCCUUCUCCCUCUGUUGAUCAAUUUGUUGACGCUGUCAAGCAAACCGCCAUCGCUAAUCGGCGCUGGGUGCCACCAAGUGGAAAAGGAUCGCUUUACAUUAGGCCUUUGCUGAUGGGAACCGGUGCUGUGUUGGGGGUGGCCCCAGCUCCGCAAUACACUUUCCUUGCCUAUGCUUCUCCCGUUGGCAACUAUUUCAAGGAGGGUUUGGCACCAUUGAGAUUAUAUGUUGAGGAUGAGUUUGAUAGAGCAUCUCCUGGUGGAACUGGAUUUGUAAAAACCAUUGGGAACUAUUCCCGAUGUUUGGCAGCACUUAGCAGAGCAAAGAAUAAAGGAUUUUCUGAUGUGUUGUUUCUGGAUUCGGUUCAUAAGAAAUAUGUAGAGGAGCUCUCUAGCUGUAAUAUAUUUAUUGUCCAGGGAAAUCAAAUUUCAACGCCUGCUGCAAAUGGUACCAUACUUUCAGGUGUAACUCGAAGUAGCAUCAUUGAGAUUGCACGUGACCAUGGUUUCAAGGUUGAGGAGCGUAAGAUUGCAGUGGAUGAAUUGAUGGAAGCAGAAGAGGUAUUUUGUACUGGAACAGCUGUUGGUGUUGCUUCUGUUGGUUCCAUUACAUAUCACAACAAAAGAGUCGAAUUUAAAACAGGUUCUCAGUCAGUGUCCCAGAAAUUCUACUCAACUCUCAUUGGUAUUCAAACGGGUGUUGUUGAGGAUAAGAAGGGGUGGAUCGUUGAGAUUGAUUAGAGAAAGAAAAAAAAAAUAUAUAUAUAUAUAUAUAUAUAUAUAUUCAAACCAUAUCAGAAAUGUACACGACAAGAAAUAUUGGAAAGAUUUACAUGUCAGUUUUAAUAUAAAUGAAAUAGUAUAUAUCUCAAAUAUAUUAAGAGAAUAAAAUAAAAAUUUGAUCCGUGUCAAAUUUAAGUAGUGUUUUUAGGAUAAAAAUUAUAAAAGGAUGUUUUUUGGAAAA
Humulus lupulus (European hop) is the source of this 1484-nucleotide messenger RNA. RefSeq names its product branched-chain amino acid aminotransferase 1, mitochondrial. Gene Ontology annotation, molecular function: branched-chain-amino-acid:2-oxoglutarate transaminase activity. NCBI's taxonomy places the organism in Eukaryota, Viridiplantae, Streptophyta, Magnoliopsida, Rosales, Cannabaceae. Bases 80 to 1261 code for a protein of 393 amino acids. The transcript is spliced from 10 exons. Gene Ontology annotation, biological process: branched-chain amino acid metabolic process. The record is from RefSeq and is a predicted model, not a curated record.